AUAAAUAAAAUAAAAAAUGAAACAUUUUUAAGAUUAUUCAGAUUUAGCUUUGUUAUUUUAUCGAACCAAAUCUUUUUUCUAUUAAUUUACAGUUAGUUUAAAGAUAAGAUACAAAGGAUUAUAAAAAAUGAUGGAUACUCAGUCAAAUAUUAAUGAUGAAUUAAGAGAAUAAGUAAAAGCAAAAGAUUUAAUAACAAGCUUUUAUAAAUUUAAUUCACCUCAACUUCUAUUUGAUUGGCAAGUUCAAACGGAUAAAGAAAUAGGUGGGGAAUCAAAAGGUGCAUUAUUUUAUAAUGAAAAAGAAUCUUGUGUAACUGUUAUUGGAAAAACAAUAAAUGAAAGAAAUGAUUUAUUAAGAUAAAGAAUGUAUGUAGCAUUAUAAUGUCUUUGCCUUUUGAGAACUAAUUUAUAAGAUUAUAAUGGCAUAAGACUUAGAAUAUAGACAAAUGGAAAUUUGUAUAAAGUUGUGUUAACAUGUAAUACUAAUUAUGAGAAUAUUCAUGAUUGUUAUGCAUUUAUUGUUGAUAAAACUAAUUAAUGGUAAACUUUAGAAAUACCCUUUUCAAGAUUUUUAAUUGAAAAAUUAAAAGGAUAUGAAAAUAAUAAAUUUAUGGAACAUAUAAUUGAAGAUUAAUAAAAAUUUAUAAUAUAUGGACUUUCUGUUAUAUUAGAAUCUGAAAAAGAAGAAGAAUGUUUUUUUUAAUUAAAAGAUAUUGAAUUUAUAUAUAAAUUCGAAUUUAAUGAAUUAAUAAAAUAUUAUUAAAGACCUUUUUUUUUUUAAUAACCAUAAAAUUAUUAAGAAAUAAAUUAUAUAAAUUUAGGUUAAAUAAUUUUAGAAAAAAAAGUCGAAUAAUAAAUAAAUUAUCCAUCUGUAAAUGAAUAUCUAAAUUAAAAAGAAAACUAAUAAUUUUAAUCAAUAGAUUUCUUCUGUUUUUUUAACGAAAAAUCUUCCUAUAUUUUUCAUUGA
This is a messenger RNA of Ichthyophthirius multifiliis, 967 nucleotides long. RefSeq lists its product as hypothetical. The record is from RefSeq and is a predicted model, not a curated record. The transcript is spliced from 9 exons. Lineage: Eukaryota; Ciliophora; Oligohymenophorea; Hymenostomatida. Gene Ontology annotation, cellular component: mitochondrion. Gene Ontology annotation, biological process: mitochondrial electron transport, NADH to ubiquinone; mitochondrial respiratory chain complex I assembly.